GGCUGCAGUGAGAGGAGGAAAGAAAACACAGCGGACAGCUUGGCUCUGCUAGCCUCAAACGCCAUCUUAAGCAGAAGCGGGGCUUUAAACCGACAGAAAGCUGGGAAAAGGCCUCUGGGAGAGGAACAACGCUACUCUCACCUGCGUUUUAAGCGCUCGGGUCGCUCUUAGGGAGCACCAUUCGUGCCCUUUGGCGUUUACAAAACAAAAUUAAGUCGUAAGGAAAUCUGCAAGGAACUGGUUACCCUCUAGCUAUUUGGCGAGGGGAGGGGUUGGGGGGUUGUGGGGUUGUGUUUUUUUCGCAGCCGAAGUUGAUUGUUUAUGUUAUUACAUAUGGACAUGUCCUCAGCGAACCCAGAGUUACCAGACCCAAAUCUGGGUAUGGGGGCAAGUGGGAACCAGGCAGGUGGUGGAGCUCUUGUGCCAAAGGGGACCAACAAGAGACGAGCUGUGUCGGAUUUUGAUGACGACGAUGAUGGCAGCAAGCUGUUCAGGUGUGAUGAUGAAAGCAGUGGCUCCAACAAUGAUAAAGAGCGUUUUGCUAGGUUUUUGGAGGAAGAUCAAAGUUUUGCAGAUAAGGAAAAACUAGCCAGGGAGAAUCACAGUGAAAUUGAGAGGCGGAGGAGGAACAAGAUGACCGCCUACAUUACAGAAUUAUCAGACAUGGUGCCCACUUGCAGCGCUUUAGCACGGAAACCAGACAAACUAACCAUCUUACGAAUGGCAGUGUCCCAUAUGAAGUCCCUGAGAGGAAGUGGCAAUACCAAUGCAGAUGGCUCAUACAAACCAUCCUUUCUCACUGACCAGGAGCUCAAGCACCUCAUCUUGGAGGCAGCUGAUGGCUUCCUGUUUGUGGUGUCAUGUGAGACUGGCCGUGUUGUUUAUGUCUCAGACUCUGUGAAACCCGUCCUCAACCACUCACAGUCUGAUUGGCUCGGCUCUUCCCUUUAUGAUCAGCUCCACCCAGAUGACACAGAAAAGCUGAGGGAACAGCUGUCCACUUCAGAGAAUAACAACACAGGGAGAAUGUUAGACUUGAAGACAGGAACAGUGAAGAAGGAAAAUCAGCAGUCAACAGCAAGAAUGACUAUGGGAGCACGUCGAUCAUUUAUCUGCAGAAUGAGGUGUGGAACGUGUCCUGUGGAGCCGUUGUCAAUGAACAGACUGAACUUCCUGAGGAAUAGAAAUAGGAAUGGUUUGGGUACAGCCAAAGACGGAGAGCCCCAGUAUGUAGUGGUCCACUGUACAGGAUACAUCAAGUCUUGGCCCCCUGCAGGUGUAUCACUAACAGAUAAUGAAACAGACAACACUCAGGGGAGUCGAUACUGUCUUGUUGCCAUUGGGAGAUUACAGGUGACUUGUUGCCCUGGAGACACUGACAUCAAAACGAUCAGUGUUCCAGUAGAGUUCAUCUCACGCCAUAAUUGCCAGGGCCUGUUCACCUUUGUUGACCACCGCUGCCUGGCCACUGUUGGCUACCAGCCACAGGAUCUAUUGGGUAAGCACGUUUUGGAGUUUGCCCACCCAGAAGACCAGGGCUUACUGAGAGACAGCUUUCAACAGGUGAUGAAGCUAAAGGGCCAGGUUUUGUCAGUGAUGUUUCGGUUUCGCGCCAAAUCAAGAGAAUGGAUCUGGAUGAGAACCAGCUCCUUCACCUUCCAGAAUCCUUAUUCAGAGGAGAUAGAAUAUAUCAUCUGUACCAAUGUCAAUGUCAAUAGAAACUCGACUCAGGACCCCCUUACUCCCAUCUCUUCCACAGGGGGCUUGCUGCCCCCUUCCCUGGGUCAGAGCAGCCCAAGCAGCCCUCCUGUAGUGCUCAGCCCGGGGCAGGUGGCCAUCAGGCAGUUCCAACAGCAGCAGCAGGCUGAGCUGGAUGGAGGUGGGGCUCCAGACAGAAUGUAUGAGAUGCCAGUCCAGCCGGUGCAGCCGGUCACUGCUGCGGGUCCUGACCACAGCAAGACACUUGAGAAGCCAGAGCUCUACACGUCCAUUUUCCAAGGCCCAGAUCAGACCAAGAACAUGCCCUCCACCUCUGCUCCUCCAACACAGGGUUACCCCCAGGCCAACAAUUUUACUGGUGGUCGGUCCAAUGAUGCUUACAGGCCAGUCAAUAUGGCUCCACAGAUGGCACAGCCAGCCCAGUCAGCAGGACAGAUGCUGGCUCAGAUGUCUCGUCAGAAUGGAGCCCCACAGUCAGUUACCCCCUCCAACACUGUCAGCCCCCUCCAUGUAGGACCAACAGGAGCAUGGCCAGGAACUGCAGUUGGAGUUAGACCACAAUUUAAUAACCAGCAGGUGGCUCCCCAGGCAGCAAAGACCAUGUCUCCUCCAUUUGUCCCCAUGGGAUUUGGAGGAGGCUCUUCAAGCUCUUUUGGCCAGAUGCCUACAGGUGCUGCUCCCACCACCACCAACGGUGCCGACUACCCGCAAAUGAAUGCUCGUGCCAGCCACAACACGAAUGGUUAUGAUGGCUCCCAGUCUGGGGCUCAGUUUCCAUCUCGAGCAGCAGAGGCAGUGUGGCCACAGUGGCAAGGCCAGCAACACUCGCAGAGUAAUGCAGAGCAGCAUCCUCAUGCUCAGGGCAACCAGCAAGACAUGUUUCCUGAUGUGUUGUCUAUGUUGGACCAGCCUGCCAACUUCAGCAGCGAUGACUUUGAGAUUCCGAUGUACCCUUCCUUUAAUGAGUGAUAUGGUCAAUACUUCCUAUGCUGGUCCAUCCCUUUGUCUUCUUCCGUCACUUUUCUUAUAUUUUGCUCUUCUUUACCUGUUUUCUUCCUGCUCCUGGGAGUAGCAUUCUUUCCUUGCUUUGCAUGGCUUACACUGCACUGCCAUAAGCCAACUAAAGAUGGAGGGAUUUAUCUGACAGUAGAUAUUUAGGAGAGGAAAAUCAAGGAUUUGCUACUGACAUAAAGGAAUUUAUUUUAACAAUAUUCCAGCCAUUGUAAGAGCUAGCACUGCCCAAAGCCCAACAGCCCAUGUUGUAGAUAUGUGAUAUAUAAAUAUAUAUAAAUUUAUAAAAGCGCACAAUCACAAAACUGUUUUUGAAUAGAGUGCACACACACACACACUCGCGUUCUGACAAACAGGGAGUAAACACACACGCCCAAACAAAGGCCUUUUGUUCUAAUGUACUCCUGGUUUUCUCAGGCAUUGAUGAAGAGUGUAUUUAGCUGUUUUAUCCUUUAGCAUGUAGACUAAUCAAGCCAAUCAUUGAUUAAAACUCUCAGGAAAUUGCAGGGAUAUACAGCUUUGGUGAUUUGAAAAGAACAUUUCAGCUGUGGCAUGCAAACUACCACUGUCUGUGCUCACCUCACUCGGUUUUAAAUCCUCCGCAUGUCUCUGCACGUCAGCACUGCUUUAAUGGAGCGCUUUUAACGUGUGUAGAUUUUUACUAAGUACAUUUAUCUUUGUACAUUGUUGGCUUCAAAUUUUAAUAAUUUAAUUUGUUCUCAAGGAACAUUUGUUUGUUCUUUAUGGAAUGAUGCUCUUUAAUUAAAAAGUGUUACAGUGGUUUCAUACUGUUGGUCUUGGUGCCCGCUGGAAAUUAUACUGUAUUUCCUUGCUUACAUGUACAUACAGAACACUAUGCAUGUUUGUGCAUAGUGUCUGUAUGUUAAAUGGAUGCCCACAGUAUCACUUUCACCUUUCAUAGAAUCAUAGGGUUUUCUGACUUGUUUCUAUUAUCCUGCAUUAACCUGUACCAGGAAUGGGCCUUUUGUAUUCCUUUUGUAAAAGAAAUAUAAAAAAGUAAAUCGCAUAGCAAUAAUUAACAAGCAGGAAUUGUGUACUUUUAAAGCCAUUCUUUAUUGUUGUUGUCAUAAAUGUUGUCCUAAAUUAAUAUUAUUUUGAAUUGCAGAGAUGUGAUGGCAAUGUUUUUGUUUUAAUUGAAAUGUUACCCUCUCUUUGUUACUUCAAAACUUUUAAUGAUCACUUGAUCUCCAUUGCCCACUUUUUUCUGAGCUGUAUCUUAUUCGUGGAUUGAUCAGGGUAUUCAGGAUUGAAAUGGAAUAAUCACAGCUAAAAAGCAAGACAAUCUGUGUCUGAGAUUUUCCAAAAGCUGCAUUGUUUUGUCCUCUUUUACUGACAAACAUUUGGACUAUCCAGCCAUCUGUGUUUUACAGUCAGGUUUUUGUAAAUGUGUUCUUUAGAAUGUUGUGUGUUGCAAGAUGACGCUUCUAAAUCAGUGUGUGUAAUUAGUUAUAUUUGACACUUGUGUUACAGAGUUCCAUACUUUGUGUGUAACACCUGCACACAAAUUCUACUAUCAAACUAUGUAAACCCCUGCUCAUAAUUGUCAAUUUUUUAAUCUUAAAAAGGAUGUUGGUGACUGUUCUUUGUUAUUGCUGAAAGCCUUUUUUGGUUGCUCUGUAUCCAGGUUUUUUUCUUUCCGAUGAUGUGAACUUUAAUCACUCAUUAAACACAAAUAUAUAAAUAUACUGUAUAUGAACUGUCCAAUGAGAGAAUGUUUGGUUUUUGUAUUAAAUUGUUAUAUUGUCAGAAA
Molecule: messenger RNA, 4501 nt
Organism: Solea solea (common sole)
Lineage: Eukaryota; Metazoa; Chordata; Actinopteri; Pleuronectiformes; Soleidae
Product: aryl hydrocarbon receptor nuclear translocator-like
Exons: 21
Coding region: 322-2688 (788 amino acids)
Biological process (GO): regulation of transcription by RNA polymerase II
Cellular component (GO): transcription regulator complex; cytoplasm; aryl hydrocarbon receptor complex
Molecular function (GO): DNA-binding transcription factor activity, RNA polymerase II-specific; protein dimerization activity; RNA polymerase II cis-regulatory region sequence-specific DNA binding
Source: RefSeq, a predicted model, not a curated record